ACGCUCUGUCGGUCACGGUCACGGGGUAGCAGAAGUCUAUUCUCAAGUGCCUUGUUUUGUAGGGUCAGGUGAGCAUAGGUCUGUAGAUCACGGUUUAGUUUGUUUACUGGUACCUUCUUGACUAUAUUCUACACAUAACCAAGACUUGGUCAACAUGAAAAAUUGUUUCAUUUUAGUGGCCUUUGCAGCUUUGCAAGUGAGCGGCAUCAUCGAAGCUCAUGUGUGCAUUAUCUACCCACGGCAACGAGGGGACUUCAACAUAUCCACGGCUGGGAAUCCUACAUGCACGCGUCAUGUAGCUCCUUGUGGUGGGUUAGAAGCUGAAAACCCCAAAGUAUCGUAUGUGGGAGGAAGUACAAUCUUCGUUAAAUUUCAGCAAAAUUACAACCACUAUGAAUUAGGAUAUCCAGGGUACAUGGAUAUAGCUUAUGCUAUGGCUACAGAUAUGAAUGAUUUCCACGUGGUAGCAAUUAUUGGUGAUGUGAAUGAGUAUGCCCAAAGCCAUCAGCGUAACUAUAGCAUUCCAAUAAUGAUCCCCAACAUAGACUGCCCUCACUGUGUUAUUCGACUCCGUUAUUUGAGCCACAAGCCUAGUGAACACAUCUUUUACCAAUGUGCCGACGUCAAGAUAAGUAAAGCAAGCAACACACAACCAGGCUACGUCCACUUCCCCGAGGAUGGAAAUGUUGUGCCUCUAAAACGAGCUCACAAACUGCAUUUGCAAAGCAGAGAAUUGCAAUUGAAACAUGGUGCUGAAUUGGGACAGAAUUACAGCAAGCCUCUAUAUGGGUUUUCAUGGCAACCUUUUUCGCACAAGGGAAGCGCCAUGAUGUCUGUCGAUCCGAUGUCUGGUUUGACAGAGAAACUAGAAGGGUUUUAUUUUGGCAUGGGAUCAGGGAUUCAGUAUGCAACGAUUUCACCAACGGUGCAGAGCAAUAAGUAUCUUAUGGAUGGCAUAGUGGCUUAUUCCCCAGAGAUCCCAUAUGCUUUCUUCUUGGAGCAUAGGAAUGGAGGCCUAGACGCCCCAGCCAACAAGAUACUAUGGAUUGACUUGUAUGCUAAGGAAAUUGCUGGGGAGUAUGAGAUCCAAAUGAGUAACCCACAGCCAAUCGUUGCUUUGACGCCUUAUAAGCGAACAGACUUCCUCACGUUACAAAUUGUAGAAGUGGCUACAUUUCCUGGCAACUUCACAUUGAAUUUUGGGCGUCUUUCGUAUGAGGGCAAAGUGUACAGUGACUACCAGUCUUCACCAGAGAAUAAGUAUGUAAACUUGCAGUGGGCAACGUCGGAUCUGACACACCAGAUGUACUACAUUCUCAUGCAACACGAGGAUAAACCUAUCGAGCUGCCAUCACGUGUAUACAGCUACAAUUUUACUACAAUGAAUCUUGAUAGAGUUGUUGACCUUGAUGUGAGUCGGUUCACCAUCUCAGGCUUCCAAGUGUACGAGAAAACAGGCCAGCUUCUAGCCUUUUCCCCAGGCUUAUUCAGUCACGAUUUGCCUGCAUGGAGUCUAGUUGAAGUGGAUCCAGUAAAUGGAAAAAUCACAAAAUUGAUGGAUAUAGCACCAGCAGGAAUCUUUACUCAUUAUUAUGGAGGCAACAUUAUCAACAUGGACCAGGAGAAUGGCAUCAUCUAUCAUGUUCUUAAUGUGCAGGACUCGGAGGCACAGGUCAUUGUAUCUGUCACCAUGGAAACUAAGCAAGUUAUGUUCUCACAACUGACCAAUCUAAGACAUGUCCACAACUUGGCAUUCCCUACCAUAUCUUAGUUAUUAGUGGAAAGUUCACUAAACACAUUUUUUUAAAUUUGGAAAUACAGUACCAGAAAAUGAAACUAAAAUAUUUUUUUAAAUAAAUGUAAUGUAAAUUUCAUGUAAAUAACAUUUUGUUUUAAUUUAUAUAAAUUUCUGAUAAAGAAAAGUGCAAAAAAAUGUCUAUAAAUAAACAGGAAUAAUAAUAAUCUUUUAUUCUUUUUCAAUUAAUUUACCCUUAAUGAAUAAAGUACUUUCAUAACUGUUGUGCAAGAAGAAAUGUUUGUGUGAAUCAAAAUAAAAAAUUCAUAUUCUUAUAGAUAAUUAAA
This is a messenger RNA of Anneissia japonica, 2082 nucleotides long. RefSeq lists its product as uncharacterized. The transcript has 9 exons. The coding region runs from base 155 to 1771 and encodes 538 amino acids. The record is from RefSeq and is a predicted model, not a curated record. NCBI's taxonomy places the organism in Eukaryota, Metazoa, Echinodermata, Crinoidea, Comatulida, Comatulidae.